CGGUUGUGUGAAGAUGGCGGGUGGAGUUUCGUUGCUGCGGCUUCUGGUGCUUUAUUUCGUGCUGGCGGAGAGUUAUCAAGCAUGGGCACAGCGGGUAACAACUGAGAAUUCGAAUCUUGUGGUGAAUGAGUUUGACAGUAUUGUGUUAUCCUGUAUUAUACACUCCAGUCAACUUAAACAUCGUAUUGAAUGGAAGAAAUUAAAUGCUGGCACAGAUUUUGUAUAUUUUAAUAAACACAUUACAGGAGAUCUGAUAAAUCGAGCAGAGCUCCAGGGAGACUCCUCUAUAAAAAUAUUCAAUGUGACCCGUAAGGACACUGCUGUCUACCGCUGCGAAGUUGUAUUUGUAGAAACAGGUCACCUGGAUGAAGUUUCCGUUAAUCUGACAGUACAGGUGAAGCCAGUUACACCAAAAUGUUCUGUGCCGAAGUCAGUUCCAGUGGGGAAGGCUGCCAUUUUGACAUGUCAUGAACAGGAAGGUUAUCCACCUCCGAAGUAUAUCUGGUACAAAAAUGGUGUUGUUGUUCCACCUGAUCCAAAAUCUGAUCCAAAAUUCUUCAAUUCUUCUUAUAAAAUAAACGACAAUACAGGAACUCUGCACUUCAGCGUCACCUCGAAGCUGGAUAUUGGAGAAUACCACUGCAUGGCGAUAAAUCGUGCUGGGCAGGCAAAAUGUGAGCCUCAACGGAUGGAAGUCUAUGACAUUAAUAUUGCUGCGAUCAUUGGUGGCAUUCUCAUUGUGGUUCUUGUUCUACUGAUCAUAAGCAUAGUCAUCAGGCUUGCAUAUAAACGUGGAUACUUUACAAAAAAACAGCCUGCGAACAGAUACCAGGCUUCCUGUAAAGCUGAUAGUGUUGAUUAUGUCAGAUCAGGUCCAUUGGAUGCUGAGGGAGAUUUUCGACACAAAUCUUCUUUUAUUAUCUGAGAAGGCGAGAACAGGGGAGAAAACUCUUAAAUUCACCAUUGGUUUGAGCUCCUUUACACGUUUAUCUAACACAUCCACAGAUCUGUAAGGAAUUUAAUACCAGAGAUUUAUAAGAUGAAACUUUUUUUUUGCCAAAGCUGUUAACCAAUCUUUUGCUAUGAAAUAAAGAUGUUUUAUU
Messenger RNA from Mobula hypostoma (lesser devil ray), 1103 nucleotides. It is a transcript of the gene jam3b, whose product is annotated as junctional adhesion molecule 3b. The transcript is spliced from 10 exons. Gene Ontology annotation, biological process: cell migration; cell-cell adhesion. The coding region runs from base 14 to 925 and encodes 303 amino acids. Gene Ontology annotation, molecular function: integrin binding; cell-cell adhesion mediator activity; protein homodimerization activity. Gene Ontology annotation, cellular component: protein complex involved in cell adhesion; plasma membrane; cell-cell contact zone. The record is from RefSeq and is a predicted model, not a curated record. NCBI's taxonomy places the organism in Eukaryota, Metazoa, Chordata, Chondrichthyes, Myliobatiformes, Myliobatidae.